Molecule: messenger RNA, 396 nt
Organism: Melampsora larici-populina 98AG31
Lineage: Eukaryota; Fungi; Basidiomycota; Pucciniomycetes; Pucciniales; Melampsoraceae
Exons: 4
Coding region: 1-396 (131 amino acids)
Biological process (GO): signal transduction
Cellular component (GO): plasma membrane
Molecular function (GO): GTP binding; GDP binding; GTPase activity
Source: RefSeq, a predicted model, not a curated record
AUGCCCAUUGCGUUGCUCACAUUGCAAGCAAAGAAAAACAACUUGAAGGGCAUAGGUGUUGGCAAAUCAGCUCUUACUAUCCAAUUCAUUCAAUCUCAUUUUGUUGACAAAUAUGACCCUACUGUCAAAGCCCUGAUUGCAUUUCAAUCUUCAGACUCUUAUUGUCAACAGUGUGUAAUCUAUGAGGAAGUUGCACUACUGGACGUUCUCGAUACCACUGGCCAGGAAGAAUAUUCUGUGGUGAGAGAACAGUAUAUGAGGACAUGUGGUUUUUCCACAACCACAAUACAACGGGGCCAAAUGUCACAGCCCGUUGAGCAACGCACCGGGCAACUGCCUAUUCCGGUGUGUUGCGCUGCUUUCCGGGGUAUUGCACGUUGCUCAAUGUUUCUGUAA